This is a messenger RNA of Lutra lutra (Eurasian river otter), 675 nucleotides long. It is a transcript of the gene RPL23A, whose product is annotated as ribosomal protein L23a. The record is from RefSeq and is a predicted model, not a curated record. Gene Ontology annotation, cellular component: cytosolic large ribosomal subunit; ribosome. Bases 120 to 590 code for a protein of 156 amino acids. Gene Ontology annotation, molecular function: rRNA binding; structural constituent of ribosome. The transcript has 5 exons. Lineage: Eukaryota; Metazoa; Chordata; Mammalia; Carnivora; Mustelidae. Gene Ontology annotation, biological process: translation; ribosomal large subunit assembly.
CAGAGGGCGCCGCGCUACAGAUUAUCCAAUCAGCUUUAAAUAAAAAGCAUCGCGAGUCUUCGGUGAGACUCUGCUCUAUAAGCCCCUGGAAACGAGCGUUGGAAAUCCCUUUUACGAAGAUGGCGCCGAAAGCUAAGAAGGAAGCCCCUGCCCCUCCCAAAGCCGAAGCCAAAGCAAAGGCUUUGAAGGCCAAGAAAGCGGUGCUGAAAGGCGUCCACAGUCACAAAAAAAAGAAGAUCCGCACAUCACCUACGUUCCGACGACCCAAGACUCUGCGUCUCCGAAGGCAGCCCAAAUACCCUCGAAAGAGCGCCCCCAGGAGAAACAAGCUUGAUCACUAUGCCAUCAUCAAGUUCCCCCUGACUACUGAGUCAGCCAUGAAGAAAAUAGAAGACAACAACACACUUGUGUUCAUUGUGGAUGUCAAGGCCAACAAGCACCAGAUCAAACAGGCUGUGAAGAAGCUCUAUGACAUUGAUGUAGCCAAGGUCAACACCUUAAUCAGGCCUGAUGGAGAGAAGAAGGCAUACGUUCGGCUGGCCCCUGACUAUGAUGCUUUGGAUGUUGCCAACAAAAUUGGGAUCAUCUAAACUGAGUCCAGCUGGCUAAAUCUAAAUACAGUUUUUUCAUGAUACAUGUUUGUCUGUUGAUUUGUUGGCUGGGCUUUGGGGAGGC